AUGCAGAACCUAUCACUGACUGGUAAAAAAUUCAAUUGCAGCUAUUUGAGUACACUGGAAGAUCUGAAGCUUCUGGAAGAUACGGAUCUCCGUCUCGUUAAUCUCAGCAAUAAAGAAAGAAAUGAAAGCGAUGUGAUAUUUGUUUCAGCCAUCUCAUCUAAUCAUUUUGGAAAAUUUCUACAAAUGUACGAACUGUUGAAACGGCAUUGGCCGAAGCAAAAAGUGUUGUUAUAUUCCCUAGAUCUAUCUGAUACACAUAUCGAGAAGCUUGAGAAGGACAAAAAUAUUAAGGUACGGAAGUUUGAUUACGAAAAGUACCCGAAACAUGUGGAAAACUGGAUGGAGUAUCGGUUCAAGGCACUUAUUCUAGCUGAAGCGAUUCGAGAGUUUCCAAAUAUUUGGUGGACCGAUUCACAUAAUCGGUGGUUGAAGCCAAAGCCAUUGACAAAUUUUUAUGGAGAGAUUGCAAAGUGCCAGGGGGAUGUGGAUUGUGAUAAGGAAAUUUGUUUAUCUGGAAAAAAAUGUCAUCUUCGAAAGAUAAUUUUCCAGAAAUCUUCAAUUAUGAUGUUUGUCAACUCCACGCACAGUAACUAUGCUGUGUUAAUGGAAGGGUUGCUUGAUUACUUUCCAACUUUCAAUAUUGACACAUUAAAGUACAACGACAAAGGAUUACAGUUGUCAGCUGCGUUUGUGUAUUUAGCCAGAACACAAUUCACAUUAGACGUCUUAAAAUGGCAUACUCUAUGUGCCUUGGAGGAGAAAUGCAUGAAGCCACCGAAUGCAAAAUUAAAAUGUGAUUCUAUUCCGGAAUGGGACAAAUACGCUGGAUGUUUUCGAUUUGAUCAAUCUUCCUUAAACUUGCUGAUGUUCAAUUCAUUUCGAAAUCAUAAUCAUUAUUUUAUGAAUGUCGGAAAAGUCACUAGAACUUAUGAUCAUUAUUAA
Messenger RNA from Caenorhabditis briggsae, 942 nucleotides. The record is from RefSeq and is a predicted model, not a curated record. The coding region runs from base 1 to 942 and encodes 313 amino acids. NCBI's taxonomy places the organism in Eukaryota, Metazoa, Nematoda, Chromadorea, Rhabditida, Rhabditidae. The transcript is spliced from 7 exons.